Molecule: messenger RNA, 1663 nt
Organism: Austrofundulus limnaeus
Lineage: Eukaryota; Metazoa; Chordata; Actinopteri; Cyprinodontiformes; Rivulidae
Gene: colgalt2b
Product: collagen beta(1-O)galactosyltransferase 2b
Molecular function (GO): procollagen galactosyltransferase activity
Source: RefSeq, a predicted model, not a curated record
GCAGCGUGGCUCCCUCCCCUCCUCUCCUCUCCCUCUUUCCAGUCUGAACCACUCCGGGCAGCGGGUCACGCCGGAAUCUGGGAGCCAAGAUGCGGGCUGUGGGAGCCCCGGGAGUCGGUGUGCUGUGGGCGGCGCUGGUGGCCCUGGUGGCCGGCCGCGUGUCGGAGCUGGUCACGCGCGUGCAGGAGCAGGUCCAGCCCGAGUCCUCGCUGCUGCCGCCAAAGGUCAUGAUCGCGAUCCUGGCUCGGAACGCGGCGCACAGCCUGCCGCACUACCUGGGCUGCAUCGAGCGGCUGGAGUACCCGAAGGAGCGCACCGCCAUCUGGGCAGCGACAGACCAUAAUGUGGACAACACCACUGCCAUGUUGAGAGAAUGGUUGAAGAAAGCCCAGCAAGUCUAUCACUCCGUGGAGUGGAGACCGAUGGAGGAGCCGAGGUCCUACACAGAUGAAUGGGGCCCGAAACACUGGCCUCCUUCUAGGUUUAAGCACGUUAUGAAGCUGAGACAGGCGGCUCUGAAGGCUGCACGCGAAAGAUGGGCCGACUAUAUCCUGUUUGUUGAUAGUGACAACCUGCUGACCAACCCUCGAGUGCUGAACCUGCUGAUGGCUGAGAACCUGACCCUGGUGGCUCCCAUGUUGGAGUCUCGCUCUCUCUACUCGAACUUUUGGUGUGGCAUCACCCCCCAGGGWUACUACAUGCGAACCCCAGACUACCAGCCAAUCAGAGAGUGGAAAAGACUCGGCUGCUUCCCUGUUCCGAUGAUCCACAGCACCUUCCUGGUGGACUUACGGCGUGAAUCCAGCCGGGACCUGACCUUCUACCCUCCUCACCCAGACUACAGCUGGGCGUUUGACGACAUCAUGGUGUUUGCCUUCUCCGCACGUCAAGCAGGUGUGCAGAUGUAUGUGUGUAACAGAGAACACUACGGUUUCCUUCCGAUUCCUCUGAAGCCUCAACAACACGUGGAAGAUGAAAGAGAGAGUUUCAUACACACCAUUACAGAAGCUCUGAUUGACCAUGACAUCAACCCCUCAGAGUUUGUCCACUCAUCUCUUUCACCUCUGUCUAAGAUGGGCUUUGAUGAAGUUUUCCUGAUUAAUCUGAAACGCAGGCUGGACAGAAGAACCAGGAUGUUGAAAACAAUGGCCUCUCUGGGCCUUCAGGCCGUUCUGAUAGAUGCAGUGGACGGCAAGGCUCUGAAUGGUUCCCAGCUCCAGGCUCUGGGUAUUGAAAUGAUGCCUGACUACAAGGAUCCAUACUCUGGUCGUGUUCUGACCCGGGGGGAGAUCGGCUGCUUCCUGAGCCAUCACUCCGUAUGGACACARGUGGUGGAUCGUGGACUCCAGAAGGUUCUAGUUUUGGAGGAUGACGUGAGAUUUGAGCCCAGGUUUAAACGGAGGCUUCAGACCAUCAUGGAUGACAUCAACAGAACCCAGCUGGACUGGGACCUCAUCUACGUGGGGCGUAAACGGAUGCAGGUGCAGCAGCCGGAGCAGUCAGUGGAGGGUAUAAACAACCUGGUGGAGGCCGACUACUCCUACUGGACCCUCGCCUACGCGCUGUCACAACAAGGGGCCAGAAAGUUACUGGCUGCUCAGCCUUUCUCCAAGAUGCUCCCUGUUGACGAGUUUCUUCCCGUCAUGUUUAACAAACACCCCAA